CCGCCACCAUCAAUAGUGGGGGGAGGACUGGCCAAGGAUACGAAAUUAUGGAUCUAAGAGGAUACACCACAGUAGACGAAGUCGGGGAAGACACGCAAGAUGAAGUGCCCAAGUACUACCAAAAAACAGCUCUGGCCCAGAUGCUGGUGGACAAAUGCAAAGACAUUCCACUUGUGGGUCUGCAGUAUGUGUUGGAAGUACGAAAAGACUUUAACAAUACCCUUGAUGGUUGUUACUACAUCUGUGCCGUGUGCAGCAAGAAGAUGACAGCCCACACCCUUGUUGCUCACAUCAAGAGUAUGCCUCACAGAUUGAAAUUUUCAGAGACGCACUGCAAGCACAUUUUUGACAAGUAUAGCUCCUAUGACAUUAAGGAAUGGACAGCACCACUUGUGAAGACAUUCACGGUGGAUCUUGCCGAGGUGGAGAAGAAGAUGGGGAGACACAAGCUUGCAGUGGCCUUUGAGAGAGAAAUAUCCUCAGUUCUUAAGUCUCUGAAGCAAAACAUCAGUGAAAUCAGCAGCCUAAGUCGACUACAAGAGGAGAAGACCAAAGUGUCCGAAGCUCCCACACCAAGCAAAUCUACUGCGCCAGUCACAACCACCGCUAACAGUGUCCAGGAGAUUCAGCACCCAAACACUGACAAGUCUAGGAAUCAGAAUGCUGGGGCUCGUGCCUCCUCCAGUGUAAAUAUUCCGUCUAAAAAUCAGAAUGCUGGGGCUCAUGCUGCCUCCAAUGUAAAUAUUCCAUUACCAUCAAAGUCAGCAGGACCCAAAACUAACACCAACAACAAAAAUAAUGACGGUUAUUUUGAGAAUGAAGAGGAUGAGGUUCUGAUACUUCCUCAAGAGAAGAAACCUGCAAAUGCAAAGAAAUUUUCUUCAAAUGGACAAGGAUUUACAAAACGCAACUACCGUCCUGGGCCGAAUUUUCGGCGCCGGAGCAAAUCAAGAUCAUCCACACCUUCAUUAUCACCCAUUAAAACCCGGUCAAGAUCAAGAUCGAAGUCUAGGUCAUUAUCACCCAAGAGGAAUCCUUUACAUUCACCUCCCAACAAGCUAAGACAGACGAAGCCCACAGAGACGAAGCCCACAGAGACGAAGUCCACAGAGACACAGUUUGGAGAGACCCGGCUCAGACAGACAUCAUCUACCUGGUCGAAAGAGGAAGCACUCGAGGUCACCCGUGUCUCCUCAUCACAGUCGCUCAAGGUCCCGCUCAAGAGACAUCCGCAAGCGCUACAGGUCAAGGAGUCGCUCCAGAUCAAGGCACAGAUCACCACCACACAGAAAAUUGUUUAUGAGAAGGCACCAGAGACUCAUCCACUCUACAACCGUGAGUGGAAGCUCUUCUGGGAGCGGCGAUGUCGUGAACUGGAGAAAGAAGGUCUGGACCCCUUCCUGUAUAACUUCAAAAGGGAGUGGGCUGUGUAUUGGCACCAUCGUAUGAAGGAAUUGAUUGAUCAGAAUUUUAAGGAGAAAAGAGAUGCACUCCUUAAGAAAUUCAAAAUUGAGGAUCCUGAUCUGGAGGAGAGUGAACUUUAUGAUGGCAGUAAACCUCCAGGUUCAUUGAAGAAACGUGAUAAUGAUGAUGUAGAGAAAGUGAUGCUCGAUUUGACAGACUUGGAGAAGGCAGAUUUGACAGGCCUGGAGAACCAAGAUUUGAUGGGCCAGGAGAACCAAGAUAUGGUGGGCCAGGAGACCAAAGGUUUAGCAGGCCUGGAGAACGAAGAUUUGAUGGACCUGGAGAACCUAGAUUUGAUGAGCCAGGAGGGCCUAGAUUUGACAGGCCCAGCGAAGCAAGAUUUGAUGGGCCGAAGGAUCCCAAUUUUGACAGAAUGGGAGAAGAGAGAUUUGGUGGACCAGGAGAACCAAGAUUCAGUGGUCCAGGAGAACCCAGGUAUGACAUGCCAGGACCAUCAAGGUUUGAUGGACCAGGAGGGUUCAAUGGGCCUGAUGGACCUGGAAGACCAGGGUUUGACAGACAAGGAGACUCAAGCUCGCUCCGGGGUGGGGGUUGGAAUAUACCUCCAGGUCAUACCCAACAUGCUAGUGUGGCAGUCGAUGAGGGUUACCUUCGAACUCAGGCAAAUUCAACAGUCACAAUUUGAGAGCGAGAGCUGCUCGCUAAUAAUAUCAGUAAUGUAA
Eriocheir sinensis (Chinese mitten crab) is the source of this 2147-nucleotide messenger RNA. RefSeq lists its product as uncharacterized. Bases 48 to 2147 code for a protein of 699 amino acids. The transcript has 13 exons. The record is from RefSeq and is a predicted model, not a curated record. Lineage: Eukaryota; Metazoa; Arthropoda; Malacostraca; Decapoda; Varunidae.